Messenger RNA from Medicago truncatula (barrel medic), 2356 nucleotides. RefSeq names its product probable endo-1,3(4)-beta-glucanase ARB_01444. NCBI's taxonomy places the organism in Eukaryota, Viridiplantae, Streptophyta, Magnoliopsida, Fabales, Fabaceae. The coding region runs from base 54 to 2096 and encodes 680 amino acids. Gene Ontology annotation, molecular function: endo-1,3(4)-beta-glucanase activity. The record is from RefSeq and is a predicted model, not a curated record. The transcript has a single exon.
AAUAAAACAUUCAUCUCUACUACAAUAACCAUUCACCAUCAUAAUCAUACACAAUGUCUUCUACUAUACAAAACAACACUUCUUUUAUCUUCCCAGAGACAAAUUCAUCUCGCAUCCCUGAUCCCUCCAAGUUCUUCUCCCCAAAUCUUCUAUCUACACCCCUCCCCACAAACUCUUUCUUCCAAAACUUUUCUCUCAGAGAGGGUGAAACACCUGAAUACAUCCAUCCUUACCUCAUCAGAUCAACAAACUCAUCACUUUCUUUUUCAUACCCAUCUCGCUAUUCCAAUUCUUCAUUCCUAUACCAGGAAGUCAAAGACGACGAUAUUGGUGUCACUGUAUCUACUAUACAGAAGAACUUGAGUCCACUUUAUGAUGGAAGACACGUAAUCACUUCUUAUAGUGAUCUUGGUGUUACCUUAGAUUAUCCUGCUACUAAUCUCAGUUUCUUUCUUGUUAGAGGAAGUCCAUAUUUGACUUUCUCUGUAACAAAACCAAGUCACCUUCUCAUUUCCACCAGUUAUGACAUUCGUUCAGUUACUUCAAAUUGGUCCCGUACAAAGUUCACCAUUCAGCAUAGCAAUAAUCAAACAUGGGUUUUAUACACUUCCUCACCAAUCAAGUUGAGUCAUGAAACUUUUAAGAUUACUUCUAAGGCCUUUUCUGGUAUAAUUCGGAUCGCUUUGUUGCCAAAUUCCGAUCCGAAAUACAAGGCUAUUCUUGAUAGGUUUAGUUCUUGUUACCCUUUAUCAGGUGAUGCUAAACUUAGUGAAACGUUUUGUCUUGAGUAUAAGUUUGAGAAGAAAGGUUCAGGUGAUUUGUUAUUGUUAGCACACCCUCUUCAUAUUCAACUUUUAUCUAAAAGUAAAAGUGAUGUAACUGUUUUGGAUGAUUUCAAGUAUCAAAGCAUUGAUGGAGACCUUGUUGGUGUUGUUGGUGAUUCAUGGAUUUUGAAAACCGAUCCGAUUUCUGUAACUUGGCAUUCAAGCAAAGGUAUAAAAGAAGAAUCACAUGAUGAAAUUGUUUCGUCGCUUUUAAAAGAUGUUGAAGGUUUAAAUUCAUCAGCAAUAACAUCAAUUACUUCAUCUUACUUCUAUGGACAAUUGAUUGCAAGAGCAGCAAGGUUAGCAUUGAUAGCUGAAGAAUUUUUUUUCGUUGACGCUAUUCAAAAAGUCAGAAGCUUUUUGAAGGAAACAAUUGAACCAUGGCUUGAUGGAACUUUUAACGGAAAUGGAUUUCUGUAUGACAAAAAAUGGGGAGGAAUUAUUACACAGGAGGAAGGUGCUUUCGUUUUUAGUAGUGAUUUGGGAGACGGAGCGUAUAAUGAUCAUCAUUAUCAAUUAGGAUAUUUUCUUUAUGGAAUUGCAGUGCUUGUUAAGAUUGAUCCAGCAUGGGGUAGGAAGUAUAAGAAACAAUCCUAUUCACUUAUGGAAGACUUUAUGAACUUAAGUUUAAAAUCGAACUCAAAUUAUACGCGUUUAAGGUUUUUCGAUCUUUACAUGUUACAUUCGUGGGCCGUAGGGCUAACCAACUCUGAACAUGGAAGGUAUCAAGAGAGUACUAGUGAAGCUGUGAAUGCAUACUAUGCUGCAGCCUUAAUGGGAAUGGCAUAUGGUGAUCCUCAACUUGUGUCAAUUGCAUCAACACUAACAUCAUUGGAAAUUCUUGGAACCAAAAUGUGGUGGCAUGUUAAAAAGAAUGGGAAAUUGUAUGAUGAAGAGUUUACAAAAGAGAAUAGGAUAGUGGGAAUUUUGAGGUCUAAUAAGAGAGAGAGUAGUGUUUGGACUGCACCAUGUCCGUUUCGUGAGUGUGAAAGUAUGCUUGGUGUUCAUGUUUUACCAUUGUGUCCAAUUUCUGAAGUUUUAUUUUCUGAUGUUGAUUAUGUGAAAGAACUUGUUGAGUGGGCAUUGCCUCCUUUCAAAACGUUAGGUGCUGAAAACAGAUGGACGGGAUUUCGGUAUGCAUUGGAAGGAAUUUAUGAUAAUGAAAGUGCAUUGAAGAAGAUAAGAAGCUUGAAUGGUUUUGAUGGUGGAAACUCUUUGACUAAUCUUUUGUGGUGGAUUCAUAGUAGAGGUGAAGGUGGUGACGAUGAAUAAGAAAUAUUUGGUUACCUACCAUUUUAGUUUUUACUGCUAAAAUGAGAGUAAAUUUGUUAUCAUAAUUUCAUUUCAUGUAUUGUAUCAUGAUUGCUUUCAUUUCAUGUAUUGUAUCAUAAUUUCAUUUCAUAGAUUCCUUGUAUGAAUUAAAAAUAGUUGUGUGCUGUGACUUUUGUAUUCAAUUCACAUUGCCAGAUUGUCUUGCUUUAUUCCCAUUUUGUAUACCUUGCAAAAUAAUAUAGUAUUUGUAUUUAAUGCAA